Molecule: messenger RNA, 2728 nt
Organism: Tinamus guttatus (white-throated tinamou)
Lineage: Eukaryota; Metazoa; Chordata; Aves; Tinamiformes; Tinamidae
Source: RefSeq, a predicted model, not a curated record
CAAGAGCUGCACACACUUCAGGCCCUGAUGGGGGACUCGGGAUCCAGAAGAUCAACUCUCGUGUCUCGGUUGCCAAUAUUCCGCAGAAGCAUUAGCCGCAGGCACGACUCUCUCCCGUCCUCACCUUCCUCUGUUAAUGCUGUUGGUGUCCACACGUCCUCUCCCUCCAGCACUAACUCCAGCUCAGGGAGCACAGGCAAGCGCCGCAGUAUAUUCCGUACUCCAUCCAUUAGCUUCCAUAACAGGAAGGGGAGUGAGCAGAAGACUGAUUCUGCUAGCGAAAAUGUUAACAUCUCCAAUGGUGCCCAGUCUUCUCUCAGCAGUUUUCAAAAACUGAACCUAGAGGAACACGUUAAAAGCCGAGGGAGGCAUUCGGUUAGCUUUGGCAGCUCACGUAACAAGAAGAUAACGAGGUCUUUGACAGAGGAUUUUGAAAAGGGAAAGGAGCCCUCAACUAAUAAGAAUGUCUUUAUAAAUUGUAUAAGUUCUGGGAAGAAUGAGGGUGAUGAUUCUGGCUUUGUGGAGGAGCAAAGUCGAUACUCCGUCAAGCAAUCUACACGAAAACUUCUCCCCAAAUCUUUUUCCUCACACUACAAAUUUUCCAAGCCAGUUCCUCAGAGUGAGUCGGUCUCAAGCGUGCAGCAGCCUGGCUGCUUGUUGGAGAUUAAAUCGUACGUGGACAGCGAACCUCUGAUGGGGAAGCCCUCCCCUCCAUGUUCUGCUGAGACGACAGACUGUGCAGGCAGCUCCCUGCAGUCCCCGCUGCUUUCAACCGACCUCACGACGGCCCAGACGCCCUCGGAGUUUGUAUCCCAGACGGAGGACUCUGUUUCGGAAGUGGAAACCCUGCCGGGCAGUGGAAAUGCAGUGCUGCUCGCAGAGGAUUUUGGCCACAGUGUCUCUACCUCUCAGAUCUUCUCUAAUCCUGCUGUUGCUGCUCACGUGAGGAAGACGGAUCAAGGGGAAAAUAGCUGCCAGUGUGCUGGUGCAUCUCCUGUGAGUCAUGGGAGCUUGUGUAGCACUGAAUCUAAUACCUUCUUCAAAACCUCUGCUACUAAUCACACCCAAGUGUUGUUGCAAGCCAGUGAACUUCCUGCAAAAGAUUCCCAGCAUAUAGGAGAAAUUAACUCAGCAAAUGCGAGCUUACAGAUGUGUGCAUUUUAUCCCAGGGACCAAGCAGAGAUGCUCUCUCCAAAAGCACGGAGGUUAAAUGGGGACCAAAAUCAAAGAACACCAUCUAAGCACAUAAGAGAAACAAAUCCCGUAACUGAGUCUGUGUCGUGUUCUGAACCUCAGUCCUUUAAAGCACAACAGAGCUAUGAAAUAAACCAUUCUAAAGUUGAUCUUGCCAAUAGCUUCAGCCCAUACCGAGACGGCCGAUUUGUUGAGAAACGGCUCAGAUCCUCUUCAGAAGGUACAGCUGGAAGCAGUCGGCUCAUCGUAAAACCGAAGGAUGGAAACACAGAAGAACUUAACAGUCUACGAAAGCAGAGGACAAGCUCAUCUUCCUCAAAAAUGAACAGCAUGGAUGUCUUGAAUAACUUGGGUUCCUGUGAGCUGGAUGAAGAUGACCUAAUGCUUGACUUAGAAUUCCUAGAGGAACAACAUCACCGUUAUUCUGUUUGCCGUGAAGACUCAUACCAGUCAAUAGUCUCAUGUGCUGCUGUAGUACUCACACCUGUAGAACCCACAGCGGAUACAAGGAAGAAGGAACAGACCAAGAUGCCUGAUGUGUCUAAACAGAACCUAUCCCUGAAGCUAUCAAAAGAAGUGGAGCAAGGAGAAGCCAGGUACCCUCGUGUCAGCCAGCUGGCUGGCAGCCCGUCGGUGGAGUGGCCUUUUGCUGGUCUGGAGGAAGGGGGAGGAAUUGAAUCUUUGCCCUUCAGAUUGAUGCUGCAGGACUGCACAGCUGUAAAGACACUGCUGCUGAAAAUGAAGAGGGUUCUUCAGGAGAGUACAGACAUGAGCCCAGCCAGCAGUACCGCCUCGCUUCCAGUGAGCCCUCUUCCUGAGGAGCCCGUACUCUUCAAGGAUGUAAUAAAAGAUGAAUGUUCUGUGCUGAAGCUGCAGCUGAAGGAGAGAGAUGAACUCAUAGCCCAACUUCGGGAGGAGCUGGAGAAAGCCCAGUGUUUACAGAAAGUUCUCACUUCCCAAGAAGAUAAAUCCACUCAGACAGAACUUGUAGGCCACGAUGCUACAUAUCAAAACAGAACGGGGAACCAAAGCCUCAACACAUGGGACAUAAAGUCAGCACAUACACCUACCGAGGACCCUUUUAGAUGUUCCUCAGGCAGCCCAGCAGCAGCCUACGAAAGCAAGAGCUGUCAGCUGUCCAACUUGUGCCUGAGUAACCUCUUGAAAGAGAAGGAAAUCGUGGAGGCCCUCAAGCAGACGCGAGGCCCGUAUGAAGCCUUCGCCGCGGAGGUGACGCCCAAUGGCUUGGCCGUGGCGCAAGGCCCGGCCUUCCCGGGAGCGCCCAAGGAGCACGCGGGGCUGCCGCGGCAGCACAGCACCUUCACCGGGAGGCUCGGCCAGCCGCCCCGGGGACCCAUCUCCCUCCACAUGUACAGCAGAAAAAACGUUUUCCUCCACCACAAUUUGCACACGGCAGAGCUGCAGACUUUAGGUCAACAGGAUGGGUAACAGGGUUCUUGAAUGCUUACCGUGGAAGGAGGAUUGAUUAACUGGGAACAUAAACUCUUCUACAGCUUCGUCUUAAGUUUUCAUC